AUGGCUGUCUGGUUAGUGGUCAAUCUAGCUGGCGCGCCCUACCAGCAACUCGGACCCCCUCCGGACGACGGCCCAUGGGGCGGCCAGAGGGUGGCCUGGAUCAUGCCCUACCUCUCCGCACCGUCGCUGCCAGCCUACGCCAGCCUGUUCCUCCGCACAGUGGCCGCCUCGUCGCCACACCUACAGCUGUUCCUCUUCUACGAGAACGCCACCAUGCUCCUCCCCGAAGUGGAAUCGGAAAACAUACACUACAUAAACAUCAGACCUGGCGAGAUCACUGAACGGCUGUGGAAGACGUUCCGGCAGGGAUUGGGCGAGGAAGUUGUAGGGGAGCAGGCGCUGAACGACUUGCGAAGAAUCUUCAAGGCGUCGGCUCGUUUACUGGGCAACUACAAGCCCGGGUACUCGCACUGGGCGUGGGGCGACAUCGACACGCUUGUGGGCGACGUGGGGCGCAUGAUCAAAGCUGAGGAUCUGCGCCAGUUCGACAUUGUCACCCUCAACCGGGGCAACGGGUUGCUCUACCUCUUCGGCCAGUUCACCAUCCUUGCCAACCGGCCCGAGCUGCUCGAGGCCUGGAAGUGGGUGCCCAAUGUGGUCAAUCUGGCGCUUUUGAAUAACACCGCAUCGGCUGAGUGGCUGCCCGAGGGGUCGCCAUGGGCGUGGGACGAGAUCAACUUCUCCAACUGGGCCAACUACAACAGCAGCCUCUUCGUCAAGAUGCUGCCGGUCCAGAUCUGGGGCCAGGAGGGCCACAACGACCCGGCCUGGGUGCCCAACCACACCCUUAUCUGGGCCGACGGUCGGUUGCUCGUUCACUCCACCUCGCCGGAAAAGUGGGAGCUGCCUGCCCGGGUGGAAGCACCGCUGCUCUGGCAGGGCACUUGGGAAAGGCCGGGCCAGCGACCAGGCCCCUACAUCGUCGAGCGACGUGGAGCAAACGACAACACGGUCUGGUACGGCUCGAACCACGAGGCGGCCGGCUAUGACCAGCGCACGCAGGAGUAUGCCCUCUUCCACUUCAACUACGAACACGAGUUCAAGAUACCAAGCGAUCUGGCGGCGACGAGGGAAUCGGAGCUGUCAGCGGAGGGUCGAGAGGAGCUGCGAGCGCUGGUCAAGGCCCCGCGGUUGACCUGGCGCUACAAGCCGUUCGACUUCUUCGCCGCGCCGCCGUGCGACACGCCCGGAGGCGGACAUUGCCCCCAGGCCCCGGCCCACGUCGCCGACAACAACGAAGAACACGACAACGAAGAACGAACGCGAAAGCGCGCGCAGGCCUCUAGUGAACAAGCCCAGGAGGGAACAAACAUUGUUGCGGUCGGCGUCGUUUGA
Molecule: messenger RNA, 1335 nt
Organism: Acanthamoeba castellanii str. Neff
Lineage: Eukaryota; Discosea; Longamoebia; Acanthamoebidae
Exons: 9
Coding region: 1-1335 (444 amino acids)
Source: RefSeq, a predicted model, not a curated record